AUGGCAGUACGCAAACCAUUAACACAUUUUACCACCCCCCUUGGCUCAGGGGCAGGUGUGCCUAAAAACAAGAGGCCACCUAAAGUUCAUGACUCUGCCACGAGACUUUUGAAACCUUUCCAAGUGCCAUUCAAGACGCGACUGGAGACCGUGUCUGGUAUAGUAUCGCGUCGCCCUGUACGUUCAUCCAGAAAAUUCACAAACUAUGCAGUCGAGGACUUUGGAAAUGGCUCUGCAGAUGAUGAGAAUGUCAAUGAAAGUGGUGAUGUGGUCAAGUGCAAGAGAUUUGGCGCGUUGCUUCCACGAUCAAUCAAUAGUGAUGGUCGACGUGAUGUCAUUGAUAACAAAAUCAAACGUUCGUUUACUGUCCCAUUUUCCAAAGAUAACGCUAAAAAGGAUGAAAUGAUACGUGGUCCCCCACCUCCGUUGGGCACAAAAGUGCGGCCUAUUAUCCCACCGCGUGCCCUUCAUGAUCCAAUGAGUGAAUUUGCUAUUGUCUUGUAUGAUCCUACCGUUGAUGUGAUACCCAAGACCCCAGAAGAGGAGAAAAAGAUUGAAGAGUUGGAUCUGUCAGACACGUCAAUGAAUCUGGAAAUGGAUGAACGGCCAGCAAAGAGAAGAAAAACUCAUAAGUCUUUGGCGGAGAUAUUAGGUAUAGUGACCAACCCCGAAGCGAAACUAGCACAAUACCCCAAUGUCCCUGUUGUUAUUGAUCCCAAGCUAGCCAAGAUUUUACGUCCGCAUCAAAUUGCCGGUGUCAAGUUCCUUUAUCGAUGUACUGCUGGAUUAAUGGACCCCAAAGCUAAAGGGUGUAUCAUGGCUGAUGAAAUGGGGUUGGGGAAAACAUUGCAAUGCCUUACAUUGAUGUGGACAUUACUCAAACAAUCACCCAGGGGAAAGAGAACAAUUGAAAAAUGUAUAAUUGUUUGUCCAUCAUCAUUGGUGCGUAAUUGGGCCAAUGAGAUUGUGAAGUGGUUGGGUGAAGGUGUGUUGACACCAUUGGCAGUUGAUGGGAAAAGCACAAAAUCGAACGAGUUGGGUGCAGCUUUGCAACAAUGGUCCACUGCACAGGGAAGAAAUAUCGUGCGUCCGGUGUUGAUUAUAUCUUAUGAAACUUUGAGAAGAAAUGUUGAUAAGCUCGCUGGUACUGAAGUUGGAUUAAUGUUGGCUGAUGAAGGUCACAGAUUGAAAAAUGGUGAGUCACUAACAUUUACGGCAUUGAAUUCGUUACGAUGUGAACGAAGAGUUAUUUUAUCUGGUACACCAAUCCAAAAUGACUUAUCGGAAUAUUUUUCAUUGUUAAACUUUGCCAAUCCUGGUUAUCUUGGAACCAGAAAUGAUUUUAGAAAAAACUUUGAAAAUGCAAUUUUGCGUGGUAGAGAUGCCGAUGCAACUGAUAAAGAGCGAGAAAAGGGAGAUGCAAAAUUAAUUGAGUUGUCGCAAUUGGUGUCCAAGUUUAUCAUUAGACGUACUAAUGAUAUUUUGUCAAAGUACUUACCAGUCAAGUACGAAUAUGUGUUGUUUACUGGAUUAUCACCAAUGCAAAAGGACUUGUAUAAUCAUUUCAUCACAUCACCCGAGAUCAAGAAGUUGAUAAAGGGUAUAGGAUCACAACCAUUGAAAGCUAUUGGUAUGUUGAAGAAGCUUUGCAACCAUCCUGAUUUGUUGGAUUUGCCCGAUGAUUUAGAAGGAUGCGAGUCUUUGAAACCAGAAGAUUACGAAUCAUCAAUAACAGCCACUGGACGUAGGAGAGACGUACAGACUUGGUUCAGUGGCAAGUUUAUGAUCUUGGAGCGGUUCUUGCACAAGAUUCAUCGUGAGACUGAUGAUAAGAUUGUUUUGAUUUCAAACUAUACUCAAACAUUGGACUUGAUUGAGAAAAUGUGUCGUAACAAAAAGUAUGGUGCAUUGAGAUUAGAUGGUACAAUGAAUAUCAACAAGAGACAAAAGUUGGUUGACAAGUUCAAUGACCCCAAUGGGUCAGAGUUUAUCUUUUUGUUAUCAUCAAAAGCCGGUGGUUGUGGUAUCAAUUUAAUUGGAGCUAACCGAUUGAUUCUUAUUGACCCAGAUUGGAACCCAGCACUGGAUCAACAAGCAUUAGCUAGAGUUUGGCGGGAUGGUCAAAAGAAGGAUUGUUUUAUUUAUCGAUUCAUUUCAACAGGGACAAUAGAGGAGAAGAUUUUCCAACGUCAAUCAAUGAAGAUGUCAUUGAGUAGUUGUGUCGUUGACGAGAAAGAAGAUGUGGAGAGAUUGUUCAGUGCCGAUAACUUGAGACAGUUGUUUAUGUAUCAACCAGAUACUGAAUGUGACACCCACGAUACAUACAACUGUAAACGAUGCAAAAAGGACACAGGACAAUUUAUUAAAGCACCAGCAAUGUUGUAUGGUGAUGCUACUACUUGGAACCAUUUGAAUCACAAAAAAUUGGCUAAUAAUGAGGAUGUAUUGGUUGCAAAUGAAGCACAAUUCAAUGAUGUCUCAUUUGCAUUACAGUAUAUAUCACAUGUAUAA
Messenger RNA from Lodderomyces parapsilosis, 2511 nucleotides. RefSeq names its product DNA-dependent ATPase (gene RAD54). Gene Ontology annotation, cellular component: nucleus. Gene Ontology annotation, biological process: reciprocal meiotic recombination; double-strand break repair via synthesis-dependent strand annealing. The transcript has a single exon. The record is from RefSeq and is a predicted model, not a curated record. Gene Ontology annotation, molecular function: hydrolase activity, acting on acid anhydrides; ATP binding; ATP-dependent chromatin remodeler activity. Lineage: Eukaryota; Fungi; Ascomycota; Pichiomycetes; Serinales; Debaryomycetaceae. The coding region runs from base 1 to 2511 and encodes 836 amino acids.